UGUGUGUGUGUGUGUGUGUGUGUGUGUGUGUGUGUGUGUGUGUGUGUGUGUGUGUGUGUGUGUGUGUGUAGACUUCGGUCUCAGCAACACUCUGAAGGUAGACAGAGAGUCUGCUGAGCUGCUGAACACCCAGUGUGGAAGCCCAGCCUACGCCGCGCCCGAGCUGCUUGCCCACAGCAAGUAUGGACCCAAGAUCGACGUCUGGUCCGUGGGGGUCAGUAUGUUCGCCAUGCUGACUGGGACGUUGCCUUUCACUGUCGAGCCGUUUAACAUCAAACAGCUGCAUCAGAAGAUGGUGAACGGAGAGAUAGGAUCCAUCCCCAAUGAUAUCAGCAAAGGUGCAGUAGGUUUCGUUCUGUCCCUGUUGGAACCAGAGCCUUCUAAACGGCCGACAAUCAGAUCAGCGAUGGAGGAGAAAUGGAUCAAUGAGGGCAGAAAACCUCUACACACACUCACACACAGGAACAGGCUGCGUCCUGAGGAUCUGAACCAAUCCGUGCUGUCCUACAUGACAGAGUCUCUGGGUUACGGUCUGAGUGAUGUCACCACCAUGCUGACCAAUAACAGGCCUUCUGCCAUCCUGGCCUCCUAUCAGCUGCUGCUCAGCAAACUGACCCGCGGAGAGAAAGGGGCCAGGGGCAUCAAGAAGCUGGACACCAGUGAAUGGAAUCUGCCCAAGAAAACCAUCUGGAGAGAGAAGAGCAGCCCUGCAGCCAGGACACAGCAAGAUACUGAGCCGGCCAAUGAGAAGGUCUCUAAGCAGUCCAGCCGGCCGCCGAGGAGCCAACCACAGUCCACAGAGGAGGAAUGUCUCAGCGACAAGAAGAGACAGGAAGACCCUCCCACAGAGACACGCCCUUCUUCCACCUCUCUCCCCGUGCCUCCCUUCCCCUUCCCCACGCCUCUCGUUGAUGAAGAGCUCGCCAUCACACUGUUUCCUGAAGUCUCCGUGUUCGGGGACAGAGAGCUGGUCCAUGUCACGCCUCCUAAAAGCUCUGCCUCCAAGCUGUGUGACUCCACCCCCCUGCCACGCCUGUUGGAACCAACCAGAGAAGGCCAGGUCCGUCCAGUCCGUCUACCGAACUCGCUCAGAACCACGCACUCCAAUGGGACGGAACUCGACAACAGCCACCUCCUCCGCCACGACGACCACGACGACGACGACGGUUGUCGCGACGACCACGUUCACCAUCAUCGCCACGGCAACAACGACCGGUUAAAGAAGCUGCAGACGUUCUACUCCUCUAUAUCUCCCAGGAUGAUCCUGGAGACUACGGAGGUCCGUCCCUCGGACGGGGAACACCUGGCGGGCGCCAUGGAAACGGCCCAAACGGCCCCUCUCCCCCAGCUACGAAAUGCUGGGCUGAAGGAGGGAGGAGGGGAGGAAGAGGGGGAAGGUCACAUGGGUGGGUCACGUGGUACGGCCGCAGGGCACCACGGGACUGCUGGUCAGCGGGUCCAAACCCCCGGCUUUCCCCUCACAUAG
Molecule: messenger RNA, 1486 nt
Organism: Salmo salar (Atlantic salmon)
Lineage: Eukaryota; Metazoa; Chordata; Actinopteri; Salmoniformes; Salmonidae
Biological process (GO): protein phosphorylation
Molecular function (GO): ATP binding; protein kinase activity
Source: RefSeq, a predicted model, not a curated record